Molecule: messenger RNA, 1649 nt
Organism: Mya arenaria
Lineage: Eukaryota; Metazoa; Mollusca; Bivalvia; Myida; Myidae
Product: guanylate-binding protein 1-like
Exons: 5
Coding region: 1-1410 (469 amino acids)
Molecular function (GO): GTPase activity; GTP binding
Source: RefSeq, a predicted model, not a curated record
AUGUCCAAAAACAUCAGAUUUGGCAGAAGAUGUGAUGAAGAUAACCUUCUUUUGCAAAGCGUCCUUCCCGGGUUUGUGCUCGCUUUAAGAGAUUUUUCGCUGAGAUUGAUCAAAGAUGAUAGGCAGAUAACAUCAGACGAAUACCUUGAAGAAAGCCUGGCAAAUAGAACGACAAAAGGUGUUUCUUUCAACAAACCCCGUGAAUGCAUCCGGAAAUUCUUUCCACAAGACAAACGAAGAUGUUUUGCGUUUCCAGCUCCCGGAGAUAUUGACGUUUUAGAAAACCUAGAAAACCUUACAUUCCAAGACCUUACGAAGAGAUUUCAGACCGUUACAACAAUGUUUGUGUCAUAUAUUUACAGUCAGGGACCAAAGCAACUCCAAGUUAGCAAACCAGUCAACGGAUCUAUGUUUGCCACGCUUACCAGGAAAUAUGUGGACGCUCUUGCAAGGGGAGCUCUGCCUGAUGUUGACGAUGCCUUUGCAACGGUUGCUAAAAUCGAAAAUGAAAGAAUUAGAGACGAAUGCAUGAACAUGUUUCGAUCCGGAAUAAAUGAUAUAAAGUUGCCUCUUCCAUCAAAAUCGCUGGAUAAACUUUUCAAGAAAAUCCGAUGGUCUGCACUUGAAUACAUGCGUACAAAUGCUGUCCGGGAUGUCGCCAAUGUAGUUGAAAAGGAAGCCCAGAUGGAAAUGGAUUUGUCCUGGCAACAGUUUCAAAGUCAAAAUGAAGAGGAAAUAGAGAAGCAUUGUACAAACGUACUGAUAGGUUUGACAUCCUUCAGCAACUUGCAAGCAGGGUUGAAGAACAAAGGUUAUAACGUCCUCGGAGGCCAUAAAAAAUUCAAACGAGACGUAGACGAGGUCAGGCAGCAAUACGAGCAGGCUCUUCAGAAUUACGAACCAAGAGAGAUCGGAUUGGUUUGGGGCAAUUUCACAAGCGAACUCUGUCCAGAGGAACAUAAAAUCCUUGAAAAAGAUGAUGAGCUCUCUGACGAAGAAAAAAAGAGGGAGAAAGAAGAAAACGCAAAAGCAAUGGAGCGAAUGAACGUGGAAAUGAGGGAAGCAAAUCAAAAGGCUUUAGAUAAACAAAAGAAGGAGCUGGAAGAACAACAAUUCAAGCUGAAUGCAGAACGCGAAAGGCGAGACAAGGAACAUGAAGACAAAGUAGCAGCCCUACAUAGCAAGCACAUUGCGUCUCUUGAAAAAAAUAAGGAAGACCAAAAGAGACUUCAGGAUCAAAUUACUGCAUUGCAGGAGGACAAUAAACGACAAAAAGAAGACGCGAUAAAAAAACUCGAAGCAGAGAAUAAAUUAGCAAAGGAAAAAGUGAAAAACCUGGAGAAGGAAAAUAAAGAACGAAAAGCGAAGAAUGCAAUAGUAAGAGCAUGGAAUGCUUUUUGGAAUGACUAAGAUACUAAUCUUGUUGUGUUUUUUAUUAAAACUACGGUUGUCUUAGCAAUCUGACUUUAUUUUUUUAAAUGUUGAGGUUAUUGAUAGUGUAGGUUAUGAAAACAUUUAAAAAUGUUGCUGUUUGUUUCAAUUGAAAACUGAAAACUGUCCAGCAGUCAAAAGUUAAUUCUUUACACCGAUGACGCAAGUUGCCUAACUUUAUGUUUAUUAAAAAGCACAAAAGCCAUAAUAUGAAAUUC